Messenger RNA from Zasmidium cellare ATCC 36951, 690 nucleotides. RefSeq lists its product as uncharacterized. Bases 1 to 690 code for a protein of 229 amino acids. Lineage: Eukaryota; Fungi; Ascomycota; Dothideomycetes; Mycosphaerellales; Mycosphaerellaceae. The transcript is spliced from 5 exons. The record is from RefSeq and is a predicted model, not a curated record.
AUGUGGAGCCCGGGAAAGGUGGACGAAGCAAUCCGUAGAGGCGAAGAAUGGCUCGAGCAGAACAAACAGUCGUUCCUUUCCGAGACGGAUACAGGUAUACAGUUCAAAGACAACUUCGCCGAUCUCCUCAUUUUGGAGCUAUCCAAUCGCUGGUACAACCUCAGGGACUAUGUGGAUCUUAGAAUCCCCGAAAGGCGCUGGAACUACUUUGCAGUCAAGCCAGUCAUCGUACCGCCCGAUUAUCCGAACGACAACGACACGAACGCGGUGGCCUUCUCCAUCUUGAGACCAACCGAUUCCCGAGUGAAAGAACUCAUUGACGAAAUAUUGGCUUGCAAGAACUCGGAUGGCAUCGUACAGGUCCACCUAGAUCCCGACCGACCAAGAAUAGCCCCCGAAGUCAGCGCCAACAUCCUCUCGCUCUUCUACAGCUACGGCCGAGGCCACGAAGUACAGGAAUCAGUGAAAUACCUCGAGAAAGCCCUCGCCCCGGACGAAUACGAAGAAUCGCGAUACUACUUCCUCCCGGAGCCGCUGUUCUUCUACACCUGGCGGCUUCUCUGCCUUGCUUCCGGCUCGACGGCGCUCGAAACCGUCGACGAGCAGCGCCUGCCGAAGGAGUUGUGGGCGUUAAGAGAGCAUUUGGUCAGGCGCGUGAAGGCGCGGAUUGUCGUUGGGGAUUGGGAAUGA